Acanthoscelides obtectus is the source of this 588-nucleotide messenger RNA. The record is from the annotation of a GenBank genome assembly. Lineage: Eukaryota; Metazoa; Arthropoda; Insecta; Coleoptera; Chrysomelidae.
AUGGAAAGCAACAGCGAAAUCUGUGCCUUAGAUCGGAAUAUUGCAUCCAGUGUCAGUCAUCCCCAGUCCAAUGGCUCGAUUGAGCGAUUUCACGCCACUUUAUUGGAAAUGAUCAGAUCCCAUGUAUCCGAAAAUCCCGACGAACAUCCCUUCAAUAUUCUUCCCUAUGCUGUUCAGUGCUACAAUAGCACUAGAAAUAAAACUACUGGCUUUACACCAUACGAGCUCGUGUUUGGCCACACCUCUGGUCGUCCGCCCGAACACGUAUAUUUAGAAAAAGAAUUGAUGUCCAAGUAUGUUCGAGACAUUCGGAAUAAACUCGAAUAUUACUACAAAAUUGCCCGCGUGAGAACUGAAAAAGCAAAAAUUCGCUUUGAUAGUAGAGUGUCACCCAAUUUACAAUCAUAUAAAGUUGGCGAUAAAGUCUUUGUGAAACAGUCUCAAAUUUCAAACAAGCUUCAGAACAAAUUUGAUGGUCCAUUCGAAAUUACUCAAGUUUUUGAAAAUUCCGCGCUCCUUAAGAACCCGGAAACAAAUAGAAUAAGUAAAGUUAAUUUUGACAGACUGAAACCAUGUUUUGAGACUUAG